ACGGGUCGACUGCUGCCCUAUCAGUGUUUCUCGGCCAAAAUCUGUGAAAAUGUGCGAGAAAUUUACACUGUCGACCAAAGAAAACCCUCGGAAAAAUAAUGAGUGCCAAAAAAAUUAAGAAAAAGGUUUCGGACAUAUUUUAAGGUUUGUGGUUCGCGAACAUUUACUUUUUGUGCGGCGGUGAAUUUUUGCUAGAAUAUACGAAAUAUUAUUUAUGCGGCUGGUGAGCUGGAGAAAAAUUAUUUAAAAUUGUGGAAUAAAAGAGCACAAAUUAAUUUUCGUAGGUUUUGAAUAUUUGAAAAAAUGGACAGGCAAUAUUUUACAAAACAUUUUUUGUGGCAGAUGUUGGAACCUAAGGGACAUCCAAGUAACGGUGGUAAAAAACUGUGAUAUUUUUAGUUUUCUAGUGUAAAAGCCAGUGUUAAAAUGCAGAAGGAAAACGCAAAUUCGGGUGAAAUCCAACACCAAUAUGUUGGUCCUUAUCGGCUGGAAAAGACUCUUGGCAAGGGACAAACUGGUCUCGUCAAACUUGGCGUGCAUUGUGUGACAGGAAAGAAGGUGGCUAUUAAAAUAAUCAAUAGAGAAAAACUAAGCGAAAGUGUUCUUAUGAAGGUUGAACGUGAGAUAGCCAUAAUGAAGCUUAUAGAUCACCCGCAUGUGUUAGGGCUAACGGACGUCUACGAAAAUAAAAAAUAUCUGUAUUUAGUACUAGAGCAUGUCUCCGGAGGAGAAUUAUUUGACUAUUUAGUGAAAAAAGGAAGACUGACGCCGAAAGAGGCUAGGAGAUUUUUCAGACAGAUUAUUUCAGCCUUAGAUUUUUGUCAUAGCCAUUCAAUUUGUCAUAGAGACCUAAAACCUGAAAAUCUCCUACUAGAUGAAAAGAAUAAUAUAAAAAUAGCAGAUUUUGGAAUGGCAUCUCUUCAGCCCAUGGGUUCGAUGUUGGAGACUAGUUGCGGAUCGCCUCAUUACGCAUGUCCAGAAGUUAUUAGGGGUGAGAAGUACGAUGGCCGCAGGGCGGACGUGUGGUCUUGCGGUGUAAUUUUGUACGCCCUCUUGGUAGGAGCCCUGCCGUUUGAUGACGACAAUUUGAGACAAUUACUCGAAAAAGUUAAGCGAGGAGUAUUUCACAUACCUCACUUUGUGCCUCCUGAUUGUCAGAGCCUGCUUAGAGGAAUGAUUGAAGUUAAUCCUGAAAAAAGAUUAACGCUGUCGGAAAUUAACAAACAUCCAUGGGUGACCGCCGGUGGCAAAGGAGAACUAGAAUUAGAACAGCCAAUGAUGGAAGUAGUCCAAACUCACGUGUUACCGUCCAUUGAUGCUGUAGAUCCGGAUGUUUUGCAAGCUAUUUGCAGUUUAGGCUGUUUUAAAGAAAAAGAGAAGUUAAUUCAGCACCUUCUUAGUCCCAGUCAUAACACCGAAAAAGUGAUCUAUUUCCUUCUUCUGGAAAGGAAGCGAAGAAGACCAGCCUGCGAAGAUGAGGCAGAUUCUGUGUUACGAAUACGACCUACCGAGACUGCAGAUCCACCAAAAAAACGUAUCGAUACGUGUAGAGUCAACGGGUCUAGCGGUAUUCAAUUUGCUCAGAUCAGUGAAGGUUCACCCUUAACACCUAGAAGAUCACAUUAUAAACGUCAUCAUGCUAGAAGAAGCCCGUCAACUGGAAGUACUCACAGCAGCCUUAGUAUCCAUUCGCCUACAAGGUCGUCCGGGUCAUCAAGUCCGAUCAUGUUUAAUAGUACUCCUUCGAAUACACAUUCCGGAAUGUCUUCUCCAGUAAACCAACGUACCACACCGUCCCACCACUCGCCCAUUACUAGUACGCCAACUCACCGUGCGUCGUCUCACGUAACGUCAAAUACUCACGUGACAGUCACACCUCCGCCCACCCAUAAUACCCCGACCCACCAUAGGGCGAAUAGUAGCGGCGGAACAUCGCUCUCGCUAACUUCGCCCGAAAAUGAUACUAGUAGUUUAGUUACAGGUACUAAUAUUUUAGCUCCAAUGACACCGCCUGGUUCUCCACAUUUAAGUAGUACAAGUCACCACUGGCGAUCCAGGCUUACUACUAUUAAAAACAGCUUUUUAGGAUCACCUAGAUUUCAUAGACGAAAAUUGCAAGCAUCUUCAGAAGAAGUUCAUCUUACACCAGAAUCGUCUCCGGAAUUAACUAAAAAGUCAUGGUUUGGAAGUCUGAUGACUACGGAAAAAGAUGAAACGUUUACUAUAUUAGUUAAAGGAAAACCAUUAGCCACAGUAAAAGCCGAUUUGAUUCAUGCAUUCCUAUCAAUAGCGGAGUUAAGUCAUUCCGUGUCCAGUCCAAUGUCUUUUAGAGUCGAAUAUAAGCGAGGGACAACAGGCCCCGCAAUGUUUCAACGACAUGUUAGAUUCCAAGUGGAUAUUUCUAUUAUAACAAAACAAACUGAGAAUUCAAAAGAGCAUCUCUUUGCCAUCACUUUUACUUUAUUAUCUGGUAAUAUUCGACGCUUUAGAAGAGUUUGCGAACACAUUCAAGCACAAGUGUGUACGAGACGACCUCCACCAAGUCCAAGAGCGCAAAGAAAAUUCACAACUGAGCUUAGCGAAAGUUCCAGCUGUGGUUCGGAUUCUAGCGAAUUGUAUUUAAGUACAAGACAAGUAAAUGUUCUUCAACUAGAAGGAAGCGACCUAGAAAGCGAAUGCUCUGUUUUCGACGUACGUACGGCAUCACGCGAAGUAUCUCGCCGGGCAUCUACAAACAACAACACAGAGACAUUAGAACAGAAUCCACCGGGUACUCCAAAGGCAGUUCGUUCCAAUUCAGAAAAUACGGACUCGUGCGAGAAAACCUGCAUUACUACAAUGUCAGGAAGUUCUAUUGCGUAAUAUUCGUUGGUUUUAUUUUAUAGGGUAUGUAAUUUUUUUGGAAUUUAUUUUGAACUAUUUGUUGAUUGGUACUGUGUUGUGUUUAGGGGAAGUUUGACCAGGAAGCAGGUUUAAUUGGCUAUAUAGGAGGCACACAGAUAUUUUUAAUUUGGGUUUUUAAUGUAGAUUAAGUGCUACAUUAAAAAAAAGCUCACUGAAAAUGCAUAAUUGACAUUUACAAACAUGUUUCAAAUCAAUACAAACAAUAUCCAAUAAAACGAGUUAAUAAUGAGUUAUUGAAUAACGAGUAUUACAUUUUGAUGUAACUACUCGUUUUAUGUCGUCUAAAUAGUUUUCUAAAUUAUUGAGUAUAUCGUUUAAAGCAUAUUUUGAUUAAAUUGUCAUAUUUUUUAAACUUCUAUUAUACUGGGUGUUAAGUUGAAAACUUUCAAUGGAAAUAUGUCUAAAACUAAGUUAGAAAAGCGCAAUUUGGUGCAAAUAGAGGAACUACAACCACCAUAUUUUGGUUAUAGGGUGAGUCACUCCUUGGGCCCGACCCAACCCCAAAAUUUUAAAUGACACUACCUUUUUUGUGCUACCUUAAAUUAAAACUCUCCUGGAAUAGUAUUCAUAUGCAUAAGAAUUUUUCCUAAAUUUUAUACAGGGUCAGAGAAAGAUAUCAGAGGUAAGUUAAAUAAAAUAAAAUCUGUUUUAUAAAGUGGCGAAAAACAAAAAGUUCAGCAUAUAGUACUUGUUGAAGCGGCAUAAGUAAAAGUAUUAUGAUAUUUUGCUAUGAAUUCUAGAUUGUCUCUACGCCAAGUUUCACAGAUAACAGUAAUUUGUCAUGAAUCUAUACCCCAGGUGUAGUAAUUUUAACCUCACUUGAAGAAGCAAAAAUUUAAAGACCCAUAAAAAUCAUAAAGGAUUCUGCCGUCGCGCCGUCAGAGGCGUGCAGGUAUUUAUAAAAAUCUCUUGGUGAAUAAUAAAAUAAAAUAAAAAUUUUUAAGUUAAAGUUAGAGUUUUACUGACUAUUAUUUCGUUGAUCUGGUUAUUUUUGAGAUGAGAACUUAUUUUUAUAUUGCCUACUUAGGUACAUUUUUAUAACGCAGUAAAGUCGACUAGGAUUAUUCACUCAAAAACUUAUUUAUAUUAUGGCAAAGUACUCACCAAUGCUUAACUAACGUUCUGAAAGACUAUCCUCAGAAAUAGAAUCAUCAAGGCCAGGUUGAAUUAUUAUUUGGGGUAUGGGUGGCAAAACGGUAUACUUUCUUUCAGUUUUAAUUACGUGCUCAACACAAUUUUUCCAUCUAUUAGUUUAGAAUUCUGACACAAUUUUGCGGAUAUUUUCAAUAACUACCGCACUUAAUGUUGGUGAACUGUUGCACUUUUUUAAUGCGAGUUGUUUUUUUAAUGUGCCCCAUACUAGUUCAAUGAGGUUAAAAAUACAAUAAUAUGGAGGCAACCUUAAAACGGUGUGUCCAUUGUUCUUAGCAAUGUUAUCAAUAACAUACUCAUUUUUAAAGUUAUAACCUUUAAUGGUAUUAAGCAACUCCUUAUUUAAGGGGAUUUUGUUAGGGACUGGAAUGUUCUUAAUUUUCAUAAAAGUUAUGAUAUCUUGUUUUUUAGAGCUGUUGUUUGGUAUUUUAUUUAAUAUCCUGGAAUGGUAAGAUGCAUUGUCCAUAACGAUUACUGAGUUUGGACGAAUGUUUGGUAGGAGCUGCUCAGAGAACCACUUUUUAAAUAAUGCCGCAGUCAUGUCUUCGUGGUAAUCAGCCAACGAUUCAGAAAUAUUUUUAGCAGAUAAAAAUAAAGCAUUUUUAACAAAUCCUUCUGUACUGCCAGCAUGAAGUGUAAUGAUUCGCUUUCGCAUUUUGUUGAACUAUCAACCCAACCGUAUUUAACUACGUCAUGCGUAUCAAACCAAGUUUCAUCUAUAUAAAUAAUAUGUAUAUUUAGGUCCCGAUACAACUUAAUACUACGUAAAUAUUCUCUCUUAAGAUACACCGGAGUGUUGCUUAGCACUUAUAGUCAUAAUCAGGGUACUCGACAAGUUUUUCUCUAAUCAUUUCCAAUGUUGGAACCAAGUUAGCCUUAUAAAAGUCGUAUACUAUACGCCGGAUAACGUCUGACUCUUUUUCUUUUCACAGAAUGGUCUGUAACAUCUCCCACUUUUAAAACGCGAUAAAUUGUCGACGACGGAAUUAAAGUUAAUUUAUGAAUACGUUUAAUUAUGGCAUUUUCUGACAUAUAUGAGGACUUUCUUGUCUAAGGCAAUUACAAAUAUUUAAGAUUACUCUUUGACACUGAACAUGUAAGUCUUUAUGUCCAAACUCGCUGGAUUCCUCACCAGCUACACUACUUGUCGAUACUGUAUCGGCUACCUCAAAAGGUCUCCAGAAAGCCAUAUUAAUAAACAAAAAAAAACAAUAAUAACACUAAAAUAACCAUAGGAAUUAACAAGGAAAUAAAAACUAUUUAAUUAUAUCAAAAAAGAAAUAAACAACAAUGUAACUCCACAAACUUUAACAAAUCGCAAAUUAAAAAACAAAGAAAUAUUAUAAUAUUCAUACAACACUCUCAUUAAACAUCAGAGCAAGUCUAAAAGAGCCGCCUGCCUCGAUUCGUCCUGCCACCUGCCACUGUCCUAAAACUUUAAAAUAGUCGGCUUGUCAUAGGCGACUUUUUUUUUAAGGCGGCAGGGGCUCUGGGCGCUGCAUCCGGUUUUGAUAACCGAUUUCUAUGAAUCGCUGCACGAAGCGGUAUGCUUUAACAUCGACGCCUGCAUUAGUACGCUGCCGCUGUUCCAUAAUCCACGCGGAUUUGGCGAUCUUUUAAUGCAAAGCAAUGUGUUUAAAACAGGCCCCAGUCUAUAAGUCUUCCCGCCGCGCCGGAACGCUUUUAAUAGUUUUUAUGGUCAUUCAAGUGACUUUAAAACCACUAUACUUAAAUUAAGUCAUUUUCAUUGAUAUCCAGGGAUUGCGCGAGGAUGAUUCUAACCGAAGAAUAGCAUUUUGCGAUAAAAUGACAGAAAAAUUACCUAUUUCUCCUGAGUUGCUAAAAAAUAUUUGUUUUAGCGAUAAAUGUACGUUUUUUUUAAUGGUUCUGUAAAUAAACACAACUGUAGAUACUGAAAUGAUAAAAAGCCGCAUGUUUUUAGGAGGAAUCGCACACACAGUAUCCAAAAAAAAUCAAUGUGUUGCCGGAAAUAUUGGGUGACACUAUUGUCGAGCCUCCAUUUAUUUAUUGUAACCUUAAUGACGAAAUUUACUUGGAAAUGUAGGAAACCAUUAUUCAACCUAAAAUUGUUACAGAAAUAGAAAAUCAGUUGGAAAUUCAUGGAGGUAGAAACCUAAACGAAGAUUUAUUACAUUUUCAACAAGAUAGAGCGCCACCCCUUUACCACAACACCUGUUCUUCCUGUGAGGCAAUUUUUACAAAAUACGUUUCCAGAUCAGUGCCGCCGAGAUCACCAGAUCUAAUACCCCUCACUUAAAAACUGUUGUGUUUAAAACGCAACUAGCUUCACUCGAUGAUCUUCGGCAACCGAUUAUUACAUAACGUGCAUCUAUUCGAAGAGAAGUGUUUUAAAAUUUGAGAAAUGAGUUUGAAAAUAGGUUACACUUUUAUUUAGUUCAAAAUUGAAUGCAUUUUGAGCAUCUAAUUAAAUUAAAUAAUACUUCAUAACAACAGAGUUUACUUUAUUUAACUUAUACCUUUCUUUGACUCUGUACAAAAUUUAGGAAAAAUUCUUGUGCAAGUGAAUACUACUGCAAAAGACUUUUAAUUUAAAGUCUUUUGCAAUUUCUUGGGCUGCAUCGAGCCCAAGGGGUGACUUACCAUAUAACUAAAAUAUGGUGGUUGUAUAACACCUGUAUAACAUUUGUACCAAAUUGUGCUUUUCUAACUUUUUUAGUUUUAGAAAUAUUUGCGUUGAAAGUUUUCAAAUUGAUACCCUCUGUAAAGUAGGCUAUUUGGUUGUUAUAUAUAUUUAAUUUGAAUAACCAGUACUGUUGGUCAAUCUGACCACCUAGUUUUAGCAAAGCUAUAAAAAAUAUUAUAUAUUAUUAUAAUAGGUAAAAAAAGCAGUAAAUCUUUUUAUAAUCGUUUUUCAUCGUCUUUUGCGGGCGACUAUUAAUUUUAAUUAUUUUCAACUUCAGCUUCAUUCAAUACAUUUUAUCAGUGUUCAUAUA
This is a messenger RNA of Anthonomus grandis grandis, 7031 nucleotides long. RefSeq names its product serine/threonine-protein kinase BRSK2. NCBI's taxonomy places the organism in Eukaryota, Metazoa, Arthropoda, Insecta, Coleoptera, Curculionidae. Gene Ontology annotation, molecular function: tau-protein kinase activity; ATP binding; protein serine/threonine kinase activity. The record is from RefSeq and is a predicted model, not a curated record. The transcript is spliced from 15 exons. Gene Ontology annotation, biological process: microtubule cytoskeleton organization; intracellular signal transduction; protein phosphorylation. Gene Ontology annotation, cellular component: cytoplasm. Bases 427 to 2862 code for a protein of 811 amino acids.